This is a messenger RNA of Mesorhabditis belari, 591 nucleotides long. Lineage: Eukaryota; Metazoa; Nematoda; Chromadorea; Rhabditida; Rhabditidae. The record is from the annotation of a GenBank genome assembly.
AUGGGUAUCACACGUGACAGCUGGCACAAGAGACGCGCUACCGGUGGAGCUCGUCCUCAACCUCAUGACAAGAGAAAGCACGAGCUUGGCCGCCCAUCGGCUAACACCAAACUCGGAGCCAAGAGAGUUCAUCAAGUCAGAUGCCGUGGAGGAAUCAUCAAGCAUCGCGCUUUGAGGCUCGAUGCUGGAAACUUCUCGUGGGCUUCGGAAGGAACUGCUCGCAAGACCCGUAUCUUGGACACAGUACGCUCGUCAAGGGGAGCCAUCGUCACCAUCGAUGCUCUUCCAUUCCGUCAAUGGUAUGAGAAUCACUACGCUCUCCCGCUUGCUCGCAGAAAGGGACAAAAGCCCACCGAAGAGGAACAAGCAAAGAUCGAUGAGAAGAAAACCGACGGAAAGUUGCCAAAGGAAUACAUUCUCCGACAACGAAAAGCUGCCAUCGAUCCAGCUGUUGCCGAACAAUUCCAAUCCGGAAAACUUCUCGCCCGUCUCUCAUCAUCUCCUGGACAAGUCGGUCGUGGUGAUGGAUACAUUUUGGAGGGAAAAGAACUCGAGUUUUACCUUCGUAAACUCAAGGCCAAGAAAGCUAAA